GGAGGGACCAAAAAUAGAAAAACAGAAGAAGAAAAACGGACCUCUAAUCAUCACUGCAAUAUAGGAGGAGUAGGAGGGAGUAAGAAGUCUCCUCAAAUGGCGUCCCUCCACCACUUCUCUCUCUCUCUCCCAGGCCAUUCUUCUUAAAACUACUGACACCUGUCCCCUUCCUCUCUCCUGUUUUAUUCCCCAACCCCACUGACCCCAAUCUCCCCGUCUCCCUCUCUCUCCCGGACCCCUCUUCUCUCUCUCUCUCUCUCUCUCUCUAAAUUUGAUAUUCUUUCUCCUCACGCCUCUCGUCGGCCUCCGGCGAAGGCUCGUAAAACACACAUUCCAUCUCCCCAUCGUACAUUGAGCGUAGAAUCAUCAUAAUAUAAUAUCGGCAACUGCAAGAGGAACAAGCUAUCUAGCUAGCUAGAAAUGGCUGGCCAAGAGAGAGAGCUGCAGGGGCAGCUGACGAGGCGGCCGUCACGUAGCGCCGCCACCACCACCUUCUCCAUGGAGGUGUUCGACAACGAGGUGGUGCCGGCGUCUCUCGGUUCCAUCGCCACCGUCCUCCGCGUCGCCACCGAGAUCCAGAACGAACGUCCUCGUGUCGCUUAUCUAUGUCGAUUCUACGCCUUCGAGAAAGCGCACAGAUUGGAUCCCAGCUCGAGCGGUCGUGGUGUUCGGCAGUUUAAGACGGCUCUGCUUCAACGUCUAGAGCGGGACAAUGCCUCGAGUCUGGCCUCUCGGGUUAAGAAGACAGAUGCACGGGAAAUCGAGAGCUUCUACCGGCAAUACUAUGAGCAUUACGUCAGAGCUCUGGACAAGGGAGAGCAAGCAGAUAGAGCCCAACUCGGCAAAGCUUACCAGACAGCUGGAGUUCUUUUUGAAGUCCUUUGUGCUGUUAACAAGACUGAAAAAGUUGAGGAAGUUGCUCCAGAGAUUAUUGAAGCAGCCAAGGAUGUCCAGGCAAAGAAGGAAAUCUACGCCCCUUAUAACAUUCUUCCGCUGGAUUCUGCUGGGGCAUCACAGUCCAUCAUGCAGCUUGAAGAGGUAAAGGCUGCUGUGGCUGCACUAAAGAAUACACGUGGUUUAAACUGGCCAUCUUCAUUUGAGCAGAACAGGCAAAAAGCAGGGGAGUUGGAUCUUCUUGAUUGGCUUAGGGCCAUGUUUGGGUUUCAGGAAAGCAUCAGAGACAAUGUCAGGAACCAGAGGGAGCAUCUGAUUCUGCUUCUUGCCAAUGUUCAUAUAAGGCUUAAUCCCAAGCCUGAGCCUCUAAACAAGCUUGAUGAUCGAGCUGUUGAUGCAGUUAUGAGCAAGCUCUUUAAGAACUACAAAACAUGGUGCAAGUUCUUGGGAAGAAAACACAGUUUAAGACUCCCUCAAGGGCAACAAGAAGUGCAACAGAGGAAGAUACUUUACAUGGGACUCAAUCUUCUUAUCUGGGGUGAAGCAGCUAAUGUUCGAUUUAUGCCGGAAUGCCUAUGCUACAUCUUUCACAAUAUGGCAUAUGAGCUUCAUGGUUUGCUAGCUGGAAAUGUUAGUAUUGUUACUGGAGAAAACAUUAAGCCUUCAUACGGAGGAGAUGACGAGUCUUUCCUGCGGAAAGUUGUAUCACCCCUUUACCGAGUAAUAGAUAGGGAAGCCAAUAAGAGUAAAGGUGGAAAAGCUGCUCAUGCAAAUUGGUGUAACUAUGAUGACCUGAACGAGUAUUUCUGGUCCACGGACUGCUUCUCACUGGGUUGGCCUAUGCGUGAUGAUGGUGAAUUUUUCAAAUCAACACAUGGCAUGAAUCAGGGAAGAGAAGCAACUCCUGGAAAGAAUAGAAGCACGGGCAAAUCAUAUUUUGUUGAGACGCGAUCAUUCUGGCACAACUUCAGAAGUUUUGAUCGUAUGUGGACAUUCUACAUUCUGGCUUUGCAGGCAAUGGUUACUGUUGCAUGGAAAGAUAUUUCUCUACUAGAUAUUUUUCAAAAGGAUGCCUUAUAUAGUCUUUCCAGUAUUUUUAUAACGGCAGCAUUUCUUCGCUUCCUUCAAAGUAUGUUGGACCUGAUUUUGAACUUUCCGGGCUAUCAUAGAUGGAAGUUCACUGAUGUGAUGAGAAACAUCCUCAAGAUACUUGUUAGUCUAGCCUGGAGUGUCAUUCUUCCCCUAUGUUAUGUGCAUACGUUCCAAGUGGCCCCUGACAAAAUUAAAGAUCUGCUUUCGUUCCUAAAUAAAGUGAAGGGCAUUCCUCCAUUGUACAUCAUUGUGGUAGCAAUAUAUUUGCUUCCAAAUUUACUAGCAGCAGCAUUGUUUAUUUUUCCCAUGCUCCGACGAUGGAUCGAGAACUCAGACUGGCAUAUUAUAAGGUUUCUUCUGUGGUGGUCUCAGCCCAGAAUUUAUGUUGGAAGGGGAAUGCAUGAAAGUCAAUUCGCACUUAUAAAGUAUACUCUUUUCUGGAUGCUACUUCUCUGUUCCAAAUUAGCGUUUAGCUAUUUCAUCCAGAUAAAACCUCUGAUAAAACCAACAAAAGAGAUAAUGGGUAUUCAUCGUGUUCAGUAUACAUGGCAUGAAUUUUUUCCAGAUGCUCAAGGCAAUUACGGAGCGGUCAUCUCACUUUGGGGACCUAUCAUCUUGAUGUAUUUCAUGGAUACUCAAAUAUGGUACGCUAUUUUCUCGACUCUAUGUGGUGGUAUUCUUGGGGCAUUUGAUCGCUUAGGAGAGGUACGAACGCUGGGCAUGCUUAGAUCACGGUUCCACUCUUUACCGGGGGCAUUCACUACGUAUCUGGUGCCUUCUGAUAAGACAAAGAAACGGGGUUUUUCUCUCUCGAAACGGUUUUCUGAGGUUACAGCAAGCAGAAGAAGUGAAGCUGCAAAAUUCGCUCAGUUAUGGAAUGAAGUAAUAGUGAGUUUUCGUGAAGAGGAUCUAAUAAGUGACAGGAAAGAGAUGGAUCUGUUGCUAGUUCCUUACUCAUCUGAUCCUAGCCUUAAAUUAAUUCAGUGGCCUCCUUUUCUGCUUGCUAGCAAGAUUCCGAUUGCGUUGGAUAUGGCGGCCCAAUUUCGAUCAAAAGAUUCCGACCUCUGGAGGCGUAUAUGUGCAGAUGAAUACAUGAAAUGCGCUGUUAUUGAAUGCUAUGAAUCGUUCAAACUUGUCCUGAAUGCUUUGGUUGUUGGAGAAACUGAGAAAAGGAUAAUUGGCAUCAUUAUCAAAGAAGUGGAAAAUAACAUUGCAAAGAGUACGUUUCUUACAAAUUUUAGAAUGGGUCCUUUACCAACUCUUUGCAAGAAAUUUGUGCAGCUUGUGGAAAUUUUGAAAGACUCGGAUCCAUCCAAACGAAAUAUUGUGGUGUUGCUGCUGCAAGACAUGUUAGAAGUAGUUACCCGUGACAUGAUGGUGAAUGAGAUACGUGAAGUGGUGGAACUUGGCAAUAGCAGCAAGGACUCUGGAAGGCAACUUUUUGCUAGUAGUGACUCAAAACCUGCUAUUGUCUUCCCUCCUGCAGUUACAGCACAAUGGGAAGAGCAGAUAAGACGUCUCUAUUUGCUCUUGACUGUAAAAGAAUCUGCCAUUGAUGUGCCAACAAACCUUGAAGCACGCCGGAGGAUAGCAUUCUUUGCAAAUUCUUUGUUUAUGGAUAUGCCACGUGCUCCCCGAGUUCGUAAAAUGCUCUCAUUCAGCGUCAUGACACCAUACUACAAAGAGGAAACCGUCUAUUCAAAAAGUGACCUCGAGUUGGAGAAUGAAGAUGGCAUAUCAAUCAUAUACUACCUGCAAAAAAUCUUUCCAGAUGAAUGGACUAACUUUCUGGAGCGGAUCACUUGUAAGAAUGAAAGUGAGGUGUGGGAAAAUGAGGAGAACAUCUUGCAAUUGCGCCAUUGGGUCUCCUUAAGAGGACAGACUCUAUGCAGAACAGUCAGAGGGAUGAUGUACUACCGGAGGGCUUUAAAGCUUCAGGCUUUUCUUGACAUGGCUUCCGAAAGUGAAAUACUUGAAGGCUACAAAGCUGUCACAGUUGCAUCGGAGGAAGAUAAGAAGAGUCAGAGGUCCUUAUAUGCUCAAUUGGAGGCUGUAGCAGACAUGAAAUUUACUUAUGUUGCAACCUGUCAGAACUAUGGAAAUCAGAAGCGGAGCGGAGAUCGUCACGCAACAGAUAUUUUGAAUUUGAUGGUUAACAAUCCAUCCCUCCGUGUAGCAUAUAUCGACGAAGUUGAGGAGAGGGAUAAUGGAAAGGUACAGAAGGUAUACUAUUCUGUAUUGGUGAAAGCUCUUGAUAAUCUUGAUCAGGAAAUCUACCGUAUAAAAUUGCCAGGUUCAGCAAUGGUAGGUGAAGGAAAGCCUGAAAAUCAGAACCAUGCUAUUAUUUUUACUCGAGGGGAAGCACUUCAGACAAUUGACAUGAACCAGGACAAUUAUUUGGAAGAAGCCUUCAAAAUGCGUAACCUACUAGAAGAGUUCAAUGAGGAUCAUGGGGUACGCCCCCCUACAAUUUUGGGUGUUCGUGAACAUAUCUUCACCGGAAGUGUUUCUUCUUUGGCUUGGUUUAUGUCAAAUCAAGAAACGAGCUUUGUCACCUUAGGUCAAAGAGUUCUUGCAAGACCUUUGAAGGUGAGGUUCCACUAUGGGCAUCCGGAUGUAUUUGACAGGAUUUUCCACAUUACUCGUGGUGGCAUUAGCAAAGCCUCUCGGGGAAUCAACCUAAGCGAGGAUAUCUUUGCUGGUUUUAAUUCAACACUGAGACGUGGCAAUAUAACGCAUCAUGAGUAUAUCCAAGUUGGAAAGGGAAGAGAUGUUGGCCUCAACCAAAUCUCGCUUUUUGAAGCUAAAGUCGCCUGUGGUAAUGGAGAGCAAACACUCAGCCGGGAUAUCUACAGAUUAGGCCAUCGUUUUGACUUCUUCCGCAUGAUGUCAUGCUAUUUUACGACUACUGGGUUUUAUAUCAGCUCAAUGAUGGUUGUUUUAACGGUUUAUGCAUUCUUAUAUGGAAGACUCUACCUUUCAUUGAGUGGAUUGGAGAAGUCAAUCAUGAAAUUUGCAAGGUCCAAAGGAAGUGAUCCUCUGAAGGCAGCUAUGGCUUCACAAUCUGUUGUUCAAAUAGGUCUUUUGAUGGCCUUGCCCAUGGUUAUGGAGAUGGGUCUUGAGAGAGGGUUCAGAACCGCAGUAGGUGACAUGAUCAUCAUGCAGCUUCAACUAGCUGCUGUUUUCUUCACUUUCUCUCUUGGGACAAAGGUCCAUUACUUCGGGCGCACCAUUUUGCAUGGUGGGGCCAAGUACAGAGCCACUGGGCGUGGUUUUGUGGUUCGACAUGAGAAGUUUGCCGAGAACUACAGGAUGUACUCAAGGAGCCAUUUUGUAAAAGCACUGGAAAUCGCGGUACUGCUUAUAGUUUAUCGUAUCUAUGGCUCGGCAGAUGCGGACCCCGUUACUUACAUUAUGCUCAGUGCCUCAAUGUGGUUUCUAGUGGUUUCUUGGCUGUUUGCUCCUUUCCUUUUCAAUCCAUCAGGAUUCGAGUGGCCAAAGAUAGUGGAAGACUGGGAUGAUUGGACUAAGUGGAUAAGUAGCCAUGGGGGUAUUGGUGUUCCGGCAACAAAGAGCUGGGAGUCCUGGUGGGAUGAGGAACAGGAACACUUGAAGUACACUGGGAUUUUUGGACGGGUUUUAGAAAUCAUUCUUUCCUUCCGAUUCCUUCUCUUUCAAUAUGGAAUUGUGUAUCAUCUGAAUAUGGCCAAUGGUGACACAAGUAUCAUGGUGUAUGCUCUGUCUUGGCUGGUCAUUGUUGCCGUGAUGGUUGUCUUGAAGAUUGUGUCCAUGGGUAGGAAGAAGUUCAGUGCAGAUUUCCAGCUGAUGUUCAGGCUUCUGAAGCUCUUCCUGUUUAUCGGAUCCGUGGUCACUCUUGUCAUUCUUUUCACAUUCCUCAAUCUUACUGUGGGUGACAUCUUUGCCAGCCUAUUGGCCUUCAUGCCAACCGGAUGGGCUUUUCUUCAGAUAGCACAAGCGUGUCGGCCAGUGGUGAAGGGUUUGGGAAUGUGGGGGUCAGUGAAAGCUCUAGCAAGAGGGUACGAGUACAUGAUGGGAGUUGUGAUCCUUGUCCCGGUGGCUGUCCUUGCCUGGUUCCCUUUUGUCUCUGAAUUCCAAACCAGGCUUCUUUUCAACCAAGCUUUCAGCCGAGGCCUUCAGAUUCAACGUAUUCUUGCCGGUGGGAAGAAGCAAAAGCAGAAGUGAAAAUACUACUAUUCCACUUCCAUGGGCAGUUGAGAGAGAGAGAGAGAGAGAGAAUGGCAGGGUUCCCUUCCUUGCUUGUAGAAAAUGAUUCACAUGGUUCAGAUGGGGUGAUCAUGGUUCUGAUGGGGUGAUCGUUUGGGAUGUGAAACACAGUUUUUUCUCUCGCACCUACACCUUAUAAUUAGGGUUUGGGAAAAUGUGGACCCUUGAAACAAUACAUAUAUUUGAGAAAACUGUGAGUUGUUUUAUGGUGUA
Molecule: messenger RNA, 6444 nt
Organism: Rhododendron vialii
Lineage: Eukaryota; Viridiplantae; Streptophyta; Magnoliopsida; Ericales; Ericaceae
Product: callose synthase 5
Exons: 44
Coding region: 421-6189 (1922 amino acids)
Biological process (GO): (1->3)-beta-D-glucan biosynthetic process
Cellular component (GO): 1,3-beta-D-glucan synthase complex; plasma membrane
Molecular function (GO): 1,3-beta-D-glucan synthase activity
Source: RefSeq, a predicted model, not a curated record